CUACGUAAUGUACGUGAUGACGCACUGUGACGCUGGGCUGUGUGCUGUGAAGCGAGGACUAAACGAAGAUUCAUAUUUCAUAUUAUUUCUUAAAAAAAAAAACACUUUAAUUUGUUUACAAACGGUUUUAUUGGGCUUUAUGGGCGAACAUGACUCGAGAGUGAGCGUGGUGUACACACAGGAGACCCGUGUGGAGCAGACUGGAUACGUUAGCUUAGCCUCGCUUAGCCGGUUUGUUUUGGUCGCUUGUGGUGAAGAGAAACAGUAAAACUGUAGAAAAUAAAAAUAUUUAAAGAGUCAGAUGUUUGUAAGGCAGUGAAACGUGGACGCGGUAUAUUGUUAACGGUGGUAUUAAAGUCUUAAGGUCAUUAAUUUCGCUGUGUAUAAAGUUUUAUCCAGUUAAAAACACGCAAAUAUGAAUAUUCUUCCAAAGAAGAGCUGGCACGUGCGCAAUAAAGACAAUAUAGCGCGCGUGCGGCGGGAUGAGGCUCAAGCAGCAGAAGAGGAGCGCGAAAUCCAUCGGAGAGCAGAGCGCGCAGAGCAAGAGGCUCGAACAGACUUCCUAAGGAAGAAGUCUCGCAUAGCCCUUGAGCAAAGAGGAGUAGAUAGAGUGGAUGAAGAGCAGAGCCGAGGUUCAAGCGAGAUUGAGCAUCUGAACUUGUUUCCUUUGGAGGACUCUUCAGAAAAGAAGGGAAAUGCAGAAUAUCUCAGAGAGAAAAAGGAGGAGAAGGAGAAACAGGAGCGUGCCAUUGGCCUGUUGGUGUCUCUUGGUCCUGUCCCUGGAACUGAGGCCACACCCUGGUAUCUAAAACAGAGAGAAGAAAAGGAGAAGGAAGAAAAGGAGAAAGACAAAAAGCCAAAGGAUUUAAGAAAAAGCAUAACGGAGGAGGAGAGAGAGAAGAAAGAUCGGAAGUUAAAGGAGAGGCUCGACCCUUUUAUGGACAUGAAAAAAGCCCUUGCAGUAAAAGACAGAAAAGAGAAAAAACACAAGAAGAAAGAUAAGAAAGAUAGAGGGGAGAAGAGGAGUGGUGAAAGCUCUAUUGAAAAGCUGCGUGCUGAACGUCUGCAAAGAGAACAGGAGGAGAGGAGGCGAGCACAAGCACUGCUGGAUGAGAGGAGCGGAGUGGGGAAAAAAAGAGAAGCAGAGAAGGAAAUGGGGGACAGAGAGAGACCGUACCACAGUGCCUAUUUUCCUGAGCUGGCCCGGAAAAGACAGAGAAGAGACAGAGACUAUUCUGGCUUCUGCUAGCUUUCACAGUAAUCUGUGGAUACAGUUCAAAUGGAGUCAGGAUAAGCAGAGAGUAUUGAAAGAUGGUUCUUUCAAUACUUAUAAAAACACAUUGAUUUUUCAAUGUACUCUCUGUCAGAUCUGUUGUUAAACUGUAGACCACUUGAUGAUCUCAGCUGGCUGCCCACAUGCAUGGCCUUUGUGAUGGAAAGAGUUUGUUUAAGAGCCAGCCUGGAUUUAUGUGUAGUCAAUUAAGAUUGAUAAGAUGAAUGAUUGUCAAGAUGAUAUCAGAUUUCACUCUCUACAGUGAAAUUAGUUUGGACUUUCUUUACUUCUAAAUUCGGGACAGCUGUAUUGAUGAGUUUAAAAAGAUAAAAAAAACUUUUUAAAUUAUGAGGAGAGGUGGAAAGAUAAGGUAACAUAACAUUAACAGUGUUUACCACAGGGACUGAUUGCUGACCAUGAAUUGUGUAAACUGUUUUGGUUCUCCAUGUGUUUAAAACACUUCUAUUUAA
This is a messenger RNA of Astyanax mexicanus (Mexican tetra), 1743 nucleotides long. RefSeq names its product leukocyte receptor cluster (LRC) member 1 (gene leng1). Bases 416 to 1249 code for a protein of 277 amino acids. The record is from RefSeq and is a predicted model, not a curated record. NCBI's taxonomy places the organism in Eukaryota, Metazoa, Chordata, Actinopteri, Characiformes, Acestrorhamphidae. The transcript is spliced from 5 exons.